GCUGCUCACUCGGCCUGCCUUCCCCAGCAGAGACAGCGCUGGAGCCUCGCGAAGACCUGGACCAUGGACCCCAGGGAAUGCUCCUGCAUGUCUGAAGGAGCCUGCCUCUGUGGAGACAACUGUAAAUGCACGACUUGCAACUGUAAAACAUGUCGAAAAAGCUGCUGCGCCUGCUGCCCGCCGGGCUGUGCCAAGUGCGCCCAGGGCUGCAUCUGCAAAGGGGACUCCACCAAGUGCAGCUGCUGCCACUGAGACACACGGGCCUUGCCGAGGGCGAGGCCCGGGAAGCGUCUGCACGGAGUGCUAGCGGAGAAGUGGAAAGGAUUGUACUUUUUGUAUAUUCACCCCAACACGGUGGCGGUGACAUUCCUGUGAAGUGCUUGAAGCAAUAAAGUUUUUACUCUCGGUU
Messenger RNA from Phyllostomus hastatus (greater spear-nosed bat), 409 nucleotides. It is a transcript of the gene MT4, whose product is annotated as metallothionein 4. Lineage: Eukaryota; Metazoa; Chordata; Mammalia; Chiroptera; Phyllostomidae. The record is from RefSeq and is a predicted model, not a curated record. Bases 64 to 252 code for a protein of 62 amino acids. The transcript is spliced from 3 exons. Gene Ontology annotation, molecular function: metal ion binding.